This is a messenger RNA of Psammomys obesus (fat sand rat), 467 nucleotides long. Its product is annotated as C-C motif chemokine 12-like. Gene Ontology annotation, biological process: lymphocyte chemotaxis; cellular response to interleukin-1; cellular response to tumor necrosis factor. The transcript has 3 exons. The record is from RefSeq and is a predicted model, not a curated record. Lineage: Eukaryota; Metazoa; Chordata; Mammalia; Rodentia; Muridae. Gene Ontology annotation, molecular function: CCR chemokine receptor binding; chemokine activity. Bases 49 to 345 code for a protein of 98 amino acids. Gene Ontology annotation, cellular component: extracellular region.
UCCUGAAGCCUCCAGAAUUCCUUUCAUUCCAAAGCCUUUGACCUCAACAUGAAGAUCUCUACAGCGCUUCUGUGCCUAUUUCUUAUGGCUGCCACCAUUGGCCCACAGGUGUUGGCUAGGCCAGAUUCAGUGUGCAUCCCUGUCACCUGUUGUUAUAAAAUGGUUAAUAAGUUCCGCGUGCAAAGGCUGAAGAGCUACAGGAGAAUCACCAGCACCCACUGUCCCCAGGAGGCUGUGAUCUUCAGAACCAUACUGAAUAAGGAGAUCUGUGCUGACCCCAAGAAGAAGUGGGUUAAGGACUCCAUAAAGUACCUGGACCAGAAGUCUCUAACUCGGCAUCCUUGAACCUCCCUGUCUAGGCUGAGAGUCCCAGGAAAAUCUUAUGUACUUUCCCCCAACCUUCCCCGUGAGCAGUGUGAUAGUAAUUUAUUAUGAUAUCUAAAGAGAGGUGCCUUUAAUAAUUUAAA